UCAGCUCCCAUAUCAGGUGGAUCAUCCUUUAUUUGCUGACUCCCUGAUUGGAAGUGGUCAGCUUCGUUCAGCUUGUGUUUUCGCUUCUUGGUCCUUACAACGCUUUCUCUUUUCUCUCUCAAACAUGGAGUCCUCUGCCAGCUCCACUGUUCAAUCCUCGCUUCCAGAUUCGCCAUGUCGAAUUGUAUUCGACCUAACGAUGGAUUUAAUUUUGCUCCGCCAGGUAAUGGCACACCCCAAUCCAUUCGUCCGUGGUUCUCCAGCUAUGGAUAACGUAGCGGAUGAACUAGCCAAACAGGAUGCUGCACGCUUCGGGUCGCUAACGAAAAAGAGCGUUCGAGAUAGGCUGAUGAAAAUGCUAGAACACCAUGCCAAAGGCGAUGCCUGGCGUAGACGACAAUCUGGUUCCGCCGAAGAUUACACGGAAAAAACCCAACUGUUGACGGAGCUCACUCAGGUCUAUGCUGAGCGCAGUAUGCCUCAGGAGCGUGAAGCCGCUGCUGCCGUAACGUCAAGAGCCGUAGCCCUCCAACUUCGCGACAGCGCCUGCCGCACUUUGGGCGGCAAGGGAACAUCGGCUUCCACAUCAACCAGUAGCAGUGAUACUGCUGCAGCCUGCACUGGCCACACAGCAGCAACAACCACCACCAUCACAGAAACAACCACCGCAGCAGCAGCAGCUUCAGCAACAGUAGCAGCACCAACAAAGAGUGCAGCAGCAGACGAGCCUGCAGCCAAGCGUCGGCCGACUGGAGCAAGUGCCAUCAUGGCUCCAGUCGUCGACUACCUCAAGGAAAAAAACGACCGUGACCGUGAUAUCCAGGGCAAGAACUUGGAUUUGAAGAAGGACGAGCUUGACUUCAAGCGUGAGGAGUUGAGGGCAAAGCAGGAAAUGCAAAAGCUAGAGCUCGCAGCAAAGGCCGAAGCAAAUGAGAAAAAAGAUGCUGCAGACCAGCGCAAAGAUGCAGCCAUGAUGUCCAUGAUGAAGAUGAUGAUGGACAAAAUGAAAUGA
Molecule: messenger RNA, 1012 nt
Organism: Sycon ciliatum
Lineage: Eukaryota; Metazoa; Porifera; Calcarea; Leucosolenida; Sycettidae
Exons: 2
Coding region: 125-1012 (295 amino acids)
Source: RefSeq, a predicted model, not a curated record